Molecule: messenger RNA, 1914 nt
Organism: Symbiodinium sp. CCMP2456
Lineage: Eukaryota; Dinophyceae; Suessiales; Symbiodiniaceae
Source: the annotation of a GenBank genome assembly
AUGGCGGAAGCAGGGCAAGCAGAGCGGAGAAGCAUCUUGGUCCAGCAGUUGCUGUCGGAGCGGCGACAGCGCCUGGAGGAGAAGCUGGAGCAGACACCACGCCGAAACCUGGAAGCAUCCUGGGCCGAUUGGAGCCCCACGGGAACGCCUCGGCGGGCCAUCACACGGCUCUUGGAUUCACCGGCCUCAGCACCGCCUCUAUCUCCGGAAAGAAACCAGGGCAGUCACAAGAAGAUCUUCCUUCCGGACUUCCCAGGCAUCGCCGGCAUCGCCGAUGCUCAUGAAGAGGGACAGCCUUGCACGUCCUGCUUUGGGGACCUGCUUCCGGAUUCUGCCUUCUAUCGACACUACGGACAUCGAAAUGCCGAGGCAGUGACCGGCAUGGGCAGUGACGCGUCAGGCCUCACCGGAAAUCGCGGUACCACGACGAGCCUCCCGUCGCAAAGCCCCAGGGUGCGACACAGCUUUCGGGAGAGGCUCCGAGAAUGGACGAAUCAACAGAAGGCGCAGAUGCAGAAGAAGGAAGAUGCAAAGCUGGACCAGGAGAUGCGGAUGAAGGAGGCCUGCACAUUCAGACCUGCCAUCAACCAAAAGUCCGAUACUUUCGCGAGGCGAUCUCGUGGCUGCUUCGCUGAGCCACUGAAUGAGCGGCUUUACAACGAUGCCGGCCGGAGGUCUAAGCUCAGAGCGCAGGCCAAGGAGCUGCUGGAUGCAAAUGACCUCUACGAGUGCACGUUCACGCCGCGAAUCAACGCCCAGCGGAAUGAAGGCGAAGGGAGGAUCCCGCUGCAUCUUCGAAGCGAGGCGAUCCAACAGACCAAACAGGCACGCACACAAGCAACGCAGGAGGCCCUGAAGAAGCAGUUCCCGUUGUCGUUUCAGCCCACGCUCUCUGCACGGAGCCGUCGGCUGGCAGAACGGCGCAAGCUGGAAGCGCGAAGGUCUGCAAGUCAGGAUGCAUUCAGUCCCGGCCAGGCGGCCAGGUGCAUGUCGUCUACUCUGGAUGGUCCGAAUGGGUCCCCGGUCAAGCGGGCAGCCAGCAGCGACAGCACACGAAGGACAUCAUCACUGCCACAGGCUUUUCUCGAAAGGCAGCAAAGCUACGAGGAGGCACGAAGAUUUCGCAACAGAGUUCGCCUGGAACACGCUGAAGCAGAUUUCACCUUCAGGCCUGCGAUCACCGAAGGCAGCGAGCACCUGCGAGCCCGGAAUCCAGAGAUGCUUGGUGAGUCCCUGGAAGAGCGCAUCGAGCGGUUGGCCGUGCGCGAUGUGGCCCGAAGGCAGCUCGUCCGGAGCGAGAUGCAGAAAUCCAUGUUCAGGGAUUGCACCUUUGCUCCCGCGGUCAGCCAGCAGUCGACACUGAUAAACAGCGCGCGUGCGAUGCGCGCCUCGGCAGACGGUGGCGUUUACGACCGCCUCUACGCCGAUGCAGUGGCCAAAGAGAAACUGCGCGAGGCCUCUCCGGCUCGUGCCGAGAACAGUUUUCAGCCACAACUGGACCGCAGAGGGAGCCGACUCUAUUCGCACGUCCGUGCGCACUACACGAAGCCGGCCGACAUCAUGGCCAGCAUCCAGCAACAGCAGGACCGAAGAGCUGAGCUCUUGCUACGGCGACACGCUGAGAAGGAGCAUGCGGAGUUUGCCGACUGCACUUUUCGCCCAGAGCUUUGCCGCCAACACGUUGAAAAUCAGCCCGUGGUCGUAAGCGGUCUUAGCCGCUACUUCGAGCUGCGCAGCCUUGCUCAGCAGCAGCAGGAGGCACAAAGAGAGCGGGAGGCGAAAGUGUUCCGGUCCGCCGGGGGUCCCUCGAACGGGAUAACGAUUCCGGAGCCUUUCGCACUCUCCUCGAGGAACGGCUUUCGUUCGCAGGGCAGUGUGCGCUCGGACUCCACGAAGACGCCCCGGCACUCUUGA